ACUGGGACUGACGUUUUGAAGGCGUGUCUGGACUCUCCAUGAGAAAACCUGCCAGUAGCUCAGGUUUGUUUCAGCCAGGAAAAUGUUCGCGGUUAGCUUUGUGGUUUAGCUUUCCUUGGAUUCUGCUGUGGGAAGUUAUGCUCCAUGGAAAUGAAGACAUUAUGGGAGCUCCAUCAGUUCAUUUGGCCAGAUUUUUCUGCCAGCACAAAUUGGGCUCUUCUGUGAGAGUGAAGAAACCUGGUUCCUGUGUUACAUAUGCAAUGUGGCUGAAGAUACAUCUACUUAUUGUCCUCCUCUCAGGUCAAGCGUUUGGUCAACUAACCUCCACUGCUCCCUCCAGCAUUGCCACAUCAACAACAGCUGCACAAACCUCAGUUGUUUCAAACUCCCAUGCUGCUUCCUCUACUUUUCACACUUCUACAAGUACAGCAGUUUCUGAUAGUCAAUCUUCUGCUGCUUCAUCCAUCAUUCCAACUUCUGCAACCAUCACACCGACCCCAGUGUUUUAUUUCCUUGAUGUCGACGUGGAUGUCACUGGACUGAGUAAGAAUGAAUCCGACAUCAUUGCCUGGCUUGGCCAGGUUUUCCGAAAUGAGCUGGGGCGCUGCUUGUUUCCAUACGCAGGAGCAACAACUACAGCACCCACAUCUCAGCAAACUGUGAAUGUGACAGAACAAGUGGCAACAACACAGACUAAUAAAUCAACAACAGCAUUUUAUACUUUACCGCAAAACCUUAGUGCAGCUACAGAUGUACCAACAGUGUUACAGGGCAACAUAACAACUAAGGCUGCAACAAUGCUAAAUGGUAACGACACAACAGCAAUGGAAGCAAUGAUAAAUAGUAAUAUCACAACUCCAGCUGCAACAGCAACACCAGUAACUGAAAACGUCACAACAUCAGCUUCAAUAACAAUGUUACAUGACAACACAACAACCACAGCUGCAGCAACUACAACACUGAAUGACAACAAAACAACAGCGACAUCAAAGGCAUCAAUCAGCAACACAACAGUUACAGCUGCAGGAACUACAGCAUUUGAUGGCAACAUGACAACUACAGCUGCAUCAACUACUGCAACACAAAGCAACAUGACAACUACAGCUGCAUCAACUACUGCAACACAAAGCAACAUGACAACUACAGCUGCAUCAACUACUGCAACACAAAGCAACAUGACAACUACAGCUGCAUCAACUACUGCAACACAAAGCAACCUGACAACUACAGCUGCAUCAACUACUGCAACUGCAACACAAAGCAACAUGACAACUACUGCUGCAUCAACUACUGCAACACAAAGCAACAUGACAACUACAGCUGCAUCAACUACUGCAACACAAAGCAACAUGACAACUACAGCUGCAUCAACUACUGCAACUGCAACACUAAGCAACAUGACAACUACCGCUGCAUCAACUACUGAAACACAAAGCAACAUGACAACUACAGCUGCAUCAACUACUGCGACACUAAGCAACAUGACAACUACAGCUGCAUCAACUACUGCAACUGCAACACAAAGCAACAUGACAACUACAGCUGCAUCAACUACUGCAACACAAAGCAACCUGACAACUACAGCUGCAUCAACUACUGCAACACAAAGCAACAUGACAACUACAGCUGCAUCAACUACUGCAACACUAAGCAACAUGACAACUACAGCUGCAUCAACUACUGCAACACAAAGCAACAUGACAACUACAGCUGCAUCAACUACUGCAACACAAAGCAACAUGACAACUACAGCUGCAUCAACUACUGCAACACAAGCAACAUGA
This is a messenger RNA of Poeciliopsis prolifica (blackstripe livebearer), 1784 nucleotides long. RefSeq lists its product as uncharacterized. Bases 39 to 1784 code for a protein of 581 amino acids. The transcript has 7 exons. Lineage: Eukaryota; Metazoa; Chordata; Actinopteri; Cyprinodontiformes; Poeciliidae. The record is from RefSeq and is a predicted model, not a curated record.